AUGUUCAGCGACAAGAUUCGGAUACGUCUGAAAGCCUACGAUCAUCGGGUGCUCGAUCAGUCGACCCACGAGAUCGCGGAUACCGCCCGCCGGACGGGUGCGCGCCUCGCCGGUCCGAUACCCUUGCCGACGGACCUGAACAAGUGGACGGUGUUGAGAUCGCCCCACGUCGACAAGAAGUCGCGCGAGCAGUUCGAAAUCCGCACCCACAAGCGGUUGAUCGAUAUCUUCGAGCCGACCUCCCAGACCGUCGAUGCGUUGAUGAAGCUCGAUCUUCCGGCCGGGGUCGAUGUCGAAAUCAAGGCAUUCGGGAAGGACAGCAGCAGCGCCUAG
Geodia barretti is the source of this 333-nucleotide messenger RNA. NCBI's taxonomy places the organism in Eukaryota, Metazoa, Porifera, Demospongiae, Tetractinellida, Geodiidae. The record is from the annotation of a GenBank genome assembly.